UUUCAUGGUGUUGUGGGUGACACAUAUACGUAGAGAAAAAUUAGUGUAAGAAAAUUACAUUGGCACCAACUGCAGGGAAAUGGAAUCAAUGGAAUAUGAGCUCGCUAGAAAUCUCACUCUGUUGUUUUUCGUGGAGCGCCUGCUCGACAAAGGCGAGCCUCGGACGUUGCACGAUCUUUCCUGCCAGUUUGGUGCCAAAGGGUUCACGAAGGAGAUGCGACAGAUUGCUGGCGGGUCUCAGUCGGGCUUGAAGAAGUUUCUGGCCCAGUACCCGGCGUUGUUCAACAUAGACGGGGACUAUGUUGAUAUCAACACGUUCCAGAAGCAUCAGAGUGGGGCUGGCGCGGGCUCCAACAACGAUUACAUCGAGGAAGCAAAGGAGUACUUCGCGAGCAAGAUGAUCCAGUACGGCGAGGGCACCGAGGUACCUAUAAAAAGUCUUCUCGGACAUCGAAGCCAGGCGUCCCCGCAGGUGCGUCACAUCUCCGGACAACGCAUCAAGGAGUUCAAGGACUUCCUGUUGAAACACCCGGACACCUUCCAAAUAAUCGAAGACAACGUCGUUCUAGUCAGUGAAAAUCACAGGAGAGGUAACUCGCACAGUAAUAAUGAACAAUUCCACAAUCUGCCCGUACCUAACAUUAACACUGACACUGCACAACAGCUUUUAGACUAUGUUGCGCAGUGCAUAGAGGCGAAGGGGCCUGUCAUGGUAGAUCAACUUUUUCACCUCAUUGUGUCCCGUUUCCCUCAGGAAUAUUGGUACCAAAUGUUCAAAUCACCUGCAGACUUGAGUGCUUUCUUAAAAAUAUUCUCUGAUAGUUUUCACGUUCAAUCGAACCUUGUAACACUUAUUAGCAAACCAAAAAUUCCUGUAAUGUAUUUAAAUGCAAAGCCUAAAGUUAAGACUGAUGCACCAAAGCCUAUGGUUGAAGAGAAACCAUUGUCGCCAGCCCCUCCCACAGUAGUGAGCCCUACUCCCUCAGAUGGUAAAAUGAGUCCUGCUAACAGAAUACUCAGCCCUAUUGAAUCUCCCCGUGGUCCCCAAGCAAAUAUAGCAAAUCAAACACUGAAACAACGGAUCAAUUCAAUAGUUAUUAAGAAUUUGGCAGAGAAUAUGGUUAGGGAUAGAGUAAAUAAUCACUUAAAUGCACGUCCCGAGGAAAUGAAUGGAACGCCAAGCUUAAGAAAUAAUAUGAUGGGUGAUGUGUGGCGUCAAAAAGUACUUCAGUGCACAACUGUUAUUGCUAAUGCUAGAGAAUGUGCAACUUUAAUUGAUAGUAUUAUGAAUCCAAAACGCAAUGCAAAAAGUAUUGUUUCAUUUGACUGUGAAGGAAUAAACCUCGGCCUCAAAGGAGUGUUGACAUUGUGUCAGAUUGCUACCAUGAAUGGUGAAGUUUAUAUUUUAGAUAUCAUGGCAUGUCCAAGUAUGGUAAUUGACGGUAAAAUAAAGGAACUGUUGGAAAGUGAGAAUGUUGUGAAAAUAAUACAUGACUGUAGGAAUGACUCAGUUAAUUUACACAACCAAUUUGAGAUUGUUUUGAAGAAUGUAUUUGAUACUCAGGCAGCCCAUGCUGUAUUACAAUUACAACAACAGGGAGUGCCAGUUUACAAAGUGAAGAAUCUUAGCCUGAAUGCUUUGUGCGAAUUGUACAAUGCUCCCAUGAACCCCAUGAAAGAGCAACUAAAAAAUGUUUACCGCAGAGAUCAGCGCUAUUGGGCAAGAAGGCCAUUGACAAAGGACAUGAUAAUCUAUGCUGCUUCUGAUGUUCUGUCAUUAGUGAAUCCAGCAAUUUAUGCAUUCAUGUCUAGUAAUAUCAAACCAGAUAACCAACAGCUGUUUGAAGAAUUGAGCAAUGAACAAGUGUUUAUGCAUAUUCAACCCACAGAGGUUAAAUUACGCAAGAGACAGAGAAAAAUAAACACAGAAGUUGGUGAACUUAAACUUAAAUUAGCUGAGUCUACAAAGAAUAUAGUAUUGAGCAACAGGGAAAUCAGAUUGCUCAGAUAUUUAGAGCUGACUGAAGAGGAAAAAGAGAAGCUUAAAGGUUGUCACAAGAUAUCUAAAAAGUUAGAGAAAUUAGAAGCAAUUGGACAAGAAAAAGACUCUGAUUCUGAAGAUGAUGAAAGAGAAAAUGAGAUGGUUAGUUUAGAAUCGAAUCCUUCUGAUCCAAUCUCAUCUCCCCACUCCACUCAACCCCCAAGCCUCACUGAGUCUAUGCAGAUGAUGGAUGAGAUAUUAUCUGACACAAAUAUGGACAAAGUUGAGAAAAUAAAUCGCCUAGAGGCAAUACUGUCGGCAGUUGCGCCGCUCAGUGGAGAAUUGGAGGACAAAUUCUCCCAGACCAUGGAACAAACACUGCCAUUGCUCAAGAACAAGGAUUGGUCCAACCUUAGCCAAAUCUUGAACAUAGGCACAGUAGAUGUUGAUAGGAAGAAUUGUUCGUGCAGAUGCCAUAAUUCCAAUUUUAAUGAUGGGAAGUGUAAUGAUCUCAUUGAAAUUAAGAAGUCUGAAGUCGCUUCACAGACCCUCAGCACGGGGGAUAUCGUCAUAACGAGAAUCCAUUUCAGGGAAGAGGACAAAGCUAACGAGAGGGUUCUCGACGCAUCCCCCAACAGCAAGAGGGCCGGCAUCAACAGUAUGUCUUGAUGCUGACGUUCGAGAUGUUACUUCCAUUUUCCGAGUGCCACAGUUUAAUUUUGGAACUCUUCAAAUGUGAUUAUUUGAUUUUUGUAGUCAUUUAAGUUCGUAUUACCCUGCUCAUGCGGCGCGAUUGCUUUGGUGAUUCCGUUGUUCUCGUUUGCCAGGAGAGUAUAAUAGCGGUGCGAAUGCGAGAAAUGGAAUAAAUUAAGUACGUUGUGAGGUCGCGCAUUUCAAGUGUAUACUCGCCUACGCUAUUUGCUCAUUUGAGCGGAGAUGAGCGUGUACACUCGAAUAAAUGCAACAGUAAUUCGCAUAAUAAGCAGCUACUUAAUUCCUCCUUCUACAGGAACACAGUCUUCUGUUACAAUAUUUUAUAUUUACCUAUAUUUUUACGUUGGCUAUUGCCUGUUAAGUAACCGAAACUAAAAUGUGAUAGAUUGCAUGGCCUUUCUCGAUCUGUUUUGAAAUGUAAAUAAGAUAAUCUUUAUUUAACAUGCUUAAUCUUUUCACCUCAGUUUUUGAUAGCGAGAUGGAUAGAGUGCUUUCCGAUACUAGAUAGUAGUUGUACAUAUCUAUUUAUUUUUGUCACAUUAUUUCAGUGGCUCCGUCUACGUCACUGGUCUCAUUGAAAUGGCAAUAAUAGUUGUAUACAAUAACGUUUUUAUUGUAACAUAUUUAUCAAAGUUUAGAUAAUAUUCUAGUAUUUAAAUAAUGUUUUUAAAAAUAUUAAAAAUGGUUUAGGGUCUAGUGUUAUUGAUGAGAACUUUCUUGUUUACGUUAGUGAUCGCAGACGUUUGGUCGUUUCGAUCGUGUUGUGUGGGGCGGUUUGUUAUUGCAAAUAGGCGGUUGCAAUACGAUUAGGAUGGAUAGCAUAAUAUAUGAAACUUUGUUUAUUGAUUACUAAUUUUGUGCCUUCAAAGUCAUAUCCGACGAUUGCCUUUAUUGAAGAUGAUUCGUCAAUUUUUAGGUACUUUUAUACGUACUAGUAUUUACUUACCGUUGUAUAUUUAAAUGCAGAGGCGCACUAAGGUCGCAGCGUAUUACUACCCUGAGGGUAGUAAUGUACGUAUAAUCAAACUUGAGAGACCUAAUUCAUAUAAGUAAUUUAUCUCAUUCGCUUACUCAUUAUUGCCCUGUGGCUGCGGCCUUAGCCGACGCAACUGUUUAAUGAAAAUACUAUUUUCUGUAGUCGGUCCCCCAAUGCCGUUAAAUAUACUCUAUGAUUCAUUUUACUAUGAAUGUAGAUUUUAAUUUUCUAUUGUUAUUUCUGUCGUCCGCCUGUGAAGUAUAAUAUUAUGAUCGAUACAGAUUGUUUACUUAAAUGUUAGAAUUUUUAGACUCGAAUUUAGGCGAGAAGUUGUGAUUCACCAUGAAUUUCUGUCGAUCUUAGCUCACAAUAGUGUGUAUCGUUUUAUUGGCUUGGGGUGUAA
Molecule: messenger RNA, 4074 nt
Organism: Chilo suppressalis (striped riceborer)
Lineage: Eukaryota; Metazoa; Arthropoda; Insecta; Lepidoptera; Crambidae
Source: the annotation of a GenBank genome assembly